This is a messenger RNA of Aureobasidium uvarum, 1635 nucleotides long. Lineage: Eukaryota; Fungi; Ascomycota; Dothideomycetes; Dothideales; Saccotheciaceae. The record is from the annotation of a GenBank genome assembly.
AUGGCUAGUUCGCGAGAGCAAGCUGCCGCCAUGGAGCUGGCUGGUUACGGCUCUAAAGAGGCGCCAGUCGUCGAUGAUCAAGAAUUGGGAUCAGAAGGCGCUGACCUGGCUCGUAUUGAGCGUGUCUACAAGUAUGUUGAUGCUGCAGUCUUUAUCAACCUUACCGACAAUAUUGAUCGCAGAAUAAUUCCACGUAUGGUUGCUAUGCUCGUUGACUAUUUCGAUUCGACUAACAUGUGUGCAGCAUUUUGGAUACUCUACUUUCUCUGCUCAGCCAUCCGCUCCAAUGUUGGUCUGGCACAAACCAUGAACUCGGCACAAGGUCAUGACCUUUCCGACGUGCUCCAUCUGACGCCCAAGCAAGUCUCUACCGGUCUAGCGCUCUUCUACGUCUGUUAUGUGGUCUUCGAUUGUCCUUCGAACCUCAUCAUGUCCAAAUUGAGCCCGCACGUGUGGAUGAGUAGAAUCGUGCUAAGCGUUGGUAUCAUCGGCACAUGCAUGACAGCUAUGAAGGCAGCCUGGAGUCUCUAUCUGUUGCGACUAUUGCUGGGCAUUGUCAUCGCUGGCAUGUGGCCUGGUAUGACCUACUACCUAAGUCUAUACUAUCCACCUUCGCGCUGCGCGAAACGCAUUGGACAAUACUAUACUGCGGCACAGCUAUCUGCCGCUGUUGUUGGUCUUGUCAGUGCCGGCUUCCAGAAGAUGGAUGGUCUCGGCGGCCUCGUGGGUUUCCAGUGGAUGUUUCUGAUUUACGGAUUGUUGGCAGUUAUCCUCGGCAUCGUAUUGCUUUGGUGGCUGCCCGAUCGUCCAUACCCGCCCGGUGAAAAAAUUGAACAACCUGUUGGCUGGAGACGUUUGCUGCCGAGAAGUCCACCUGUGCUUACAGGAGAGGACGCUCGUAUACAUUACGAAGAGCUGACAAGGGUGUAUCAUCGCCCCGCUUGGGGAUGGAAGGACCUGGGCCGCGUACUCAUUGACUGGCGCCUUUGGCCUUUGGUCGUCAUGUACUUUGGCGUCGUAGGCGUUGGUAUCGGCGUUCAGAGCUACGGAACCGUCAUCAUCCAUGCCAUCAACCCCAGUCUCAGCAGUAUCAACCUGUCACUCCUCUUCGCACCCAUCUGGAUCAUGGAUCUGAUUGCCAUCCUCCUCAUCACCCCUCUCAGCGAUCGCUUCCACACUCACCGCCACCUCAUAUUCAGUCUGUCUUGUCUCGUCAUCCUGGCCGGUCUGCUCACCACCACUUUCGCUGGCGGUAACGACAGCUGGUCGAGGUAUGGAGGUCUCUUGAUUAUCGGCUUUGGUCUGGGACCCACUGUGCCGACCAUCAUGGCAAUGAGCACUUCUAUUUUCCAACCACGUCACGGUGAGGUAGGCAUUGCUGCGGCUUCUGCUCUUGUCUCUGGUCUUGGUAACCUCGGCUCCAUUUUGACCACGUAUGCAUUGUAUUCUGGCUGGCCUGAAGACGCAAAGGGUCCUCACAAGUACAGAAAGAGUAAUUUGGUCAUGGUGGGCAUGGGUGCGCAGGCCAUCGAAGACGCCGUCGAGAACAAGGACGUCAUGGCUGAUGGAGCGGCCAAAAGAGAGCUGAGGGAAAUCAGGGCACAGCAAGGAUUCAGUCUGAACAGGCUGAAGUAG